AAGUUUUUGGCCCUUGUUUAUGGACUAAAUGGAGCUAGCUCGAAAUACUUUUGUAUUUGGUGUUAUUGCUGCAAGGACCAAAUUAACAACCUUGAUAGUAAGUAGGGAGAAUUUCUUCUUGAAAUUUUGUAUUUUAAAUUCAUCUUCAUCAUCACAGAGCCAACAACAAGCAAGUCAAUAAUAGAAAUAUAUUAUAUUAUGUUAUCUUUUUCCAGUUGAUGACUGGCCAAUUGAGAGAAAGCUAUCAGAGUGCACUUGGUUGUGCCAGCGCUCCACCACGGCUGCAAGGAAAGGCUGCACAAUGCCUCCACUUCUUAACAUCCCUUUUGAGUUUGUUGUGGUGGAUACAUUACAUUUAUUUUUAAGUUGCUGUUUGAACGCUUGUGUAUAA
Molecule: messenger RNA, 391 nt
Organism: Pocillopora meandrina
Lineage: Eukaryota; Metazoa; Cnidaria; Anthozoa; Scleractinia; Pocilloporidae
Source: the annotation of a GenBank genome assembly